Rangifer tarandus platyrhynchus (Svalbard reindeer) is the source of this 204-nucleotide messenger RNA. The record is from the annotation of a GenBank genome assembly. NCBI's taxonomy places the organism in Eukaryota, Metazoa, Chordata, Mammalia, Artiodactyla, Cervidae.
AUGGAGACCCCGGGAAAGCAGCAUCCUUCCUGGAUUGAAGGGAUGGAAAGGGUGAAAGCCAGGCUUCAAAGCGCUCGGUUACGAGCCCGAGCCAUCACAGGCCUCCUACGAGCCACGGCAGCUGGGCCCCGGCUCCUCCUCCCAGUGUCCUCCCGGCACAAGGACGGCCAAGCGCUGGCGCCCGGGCAGUGUGCCGCGGCGUGA